Paramecium pentaurelia is the source of this 1741-nucleotide messenger RNA. NCBI's taxonomy places the organism in Eukaryota, Ciliophora, Oligohymenophorea, Peniculida, Parameciidae. The record is from the annotation of a GenBank genome assembly.
AAUGGCAUUAACUGAUAAACUUUGCUUUGGAUUCUCAAUUACAGCAUUAGCCAUAUAUGUAAUAUUAUUUGUAAUAGCUAACAUUAUUGGUUAUGGUCCUGUAAACUAACCAAUGAGCAAUGGAAGUAUAUAUAUAAGCAAUAGUCAUAGAGUAAUGCAAAUUAAUAUACUUUUCGGAUCUGAAAGAUAUUUCAAAAACUCUUUGUUUAGAUGAAUGUCCAAAAACUGGAGAUACAAAAUUAAAAUGUGAUAAUUGUUCAGGCAAUAUUAUAAACACAGAUGAAUGUUAUAUUUUUUAUCAUUAAAUUAGAUAAUAAUGCUUGUUUACCUACUUUAUAUGCUUAAUUAACAUAAGUUAUGCCUGCUUUGAAAACACCAAGACUUAGUAAUUUUACUUAAUCUUUAAUAUCAAAUAGUGAAUUUGUUUUAACUGGACUUUUAUUAUUGCUCUCCAUACUUUACUUAAGUUAGAAAAUGGUAAGAUAAUACUUUUCUCUUAUGAUUUCAUUCUUAAAUAACUUUUACCCUUAUGGAUUAUUGUGGUUAUCAAUUAUAAUGGCAUAUCGUUUAUCAACCUUUCAUGAUAUGGAUAAAUUAGAGAGAGCAGGAGAAUCUAGAUAAUUAAAUUAAUAAUCUAUUGGAAUUUUGGUUGAAGCUUUCAAUCUUAAGUCUACCUAUACAAUAAUGUUAUUGAUAUUAAUCAAAGUAUUUAUAGGAUCUCUUAUAUCUCAAUUUUUUCAUUAAAAUGAUAAGGAAGGAUAUAGAUUGAAAAGUUAUAUUUCUUUGACAAUAAGAAAGAAACUUGGACAAUAUACAUUGAGAUAUAAUUCUGUUAUUCAAAUACUUGUAAUUAUUAACUUUUUCAUAAUGUAUUAUUCCAUUACGUAAUAAUUAUUAAAUAAUUUUAGUGCAGCAUUAAGUAAUGGUUCAAUAGAUUCAACGUAACCUGCUUAUAGUCAAUAUUAAACAUCUAUUUUAGGAAUAAUCAUAGCUGUUCUUGUAUUUUGUCUUUUUAUUUAUGCAUCAAAAUUAUUAAGAUUGUAUACUGAUUAUUUCAUAUACAUUUUUUCAUUAUAACAAUUGUUAUGGGAGAAAGAGCAAAAUAUAUAAUUUUUUAAGUAAAUAAUAAUUUGAUUAUAAUUAAGAAAUUCAUUUGAAGCUUUUGGAACAAUUUCUUAAUUAGCAUUUAAGCAAAUGAUUAAUUCACCAAAAAGCUUAGGGAUUAAAUUAAUGUAUUUAAUUAAAAAGCCCUAAAUCGCUCAUAAAUGGGAGAAUGAUUUAUCCUUAUUAACUUCCCUAUCACUUGGACGUUAAGUGUUUUACUUGACUCAAAAUUAAGUCAAUAAUUAACCUAUAGCCUCAUAUCAAUUAUAAGAGAGCAUUGACGCCUUAAAUAUUUAAGAUCUAGAUAUUGUUUAUCAAUUAUGUAGAAAUUAAUUAAAAUUUUUUAAUAGACUAAUAAGCUGAAGAUAUUCUUAGGUAUUCUGGAUGGUCUAUUGGAUGUAUAAUUGGAUUAUUUAAUUCACUCUUUGGUUGUGGUUUCUCAACAAUUUUACUAAUGGUUCCUUUAUGUUGUGAUUUAAACUAUGUGAUAAGUGCAUAAAUUAUUAAAGGAUUCUUAACAUUUGGAUUAAUAGAAGGAAAUUAAGAUGAUGACUAAUUAAUGAAUUAUUAUAAGACAGUUAUAUUGAUUGAGAAAGAAGAACUUAUAUAAAAAUAAAGAAAAUAAUAAUAAAUUUGA